Molecule: messenger RNA, 499 nt
Organism: Cygnus olor (mute swan)
Lineage: Eukaryota; Metazoa; Chordata; Aves; Anseriformes; Anatidae
Product: host cell factor 1-like
Exons: 2
Biological process (GO): regulation of DNA-templated transcription; chromatin remodeling
Cellular component (GO): histone methyltransferase complex
Molecular function (GO): transcription coactivator activity; protein binding
Source: RefSeq, a predicted model, not a curated record
GGCGCCCAGUCCCCGCCCCCCAAGAUGGCGGCGCCCAGUCCCCGCCCCCCAAGAUGGCGGCUCCCGCCUCGGGGCUGCCUUUCCGUACAGCUCCCCGCCCGUAAGGGGGGGACGAGGCCGGGCCGGGCGCGGGUUUCUCGCCGCUGGUGCCCCCCUCCCUGAGCGGCGGCGGAAGCGGGGGGAGGCGGGCGCCAUAUUGAGCAGGCCGCGGUCCUUCCCAAGAUGGCGGCGCCCACUGUGCAGAGGGGCGGCGGGGCGGAGAGGCAGAGGGCCCCGAUGGCCGCCCCGGCCCCGGGCGGGGGCCCCCCCGGCGCCCCCCCCGCGCUGCAGCCGCGCUGGCGGCGGGUGGUGGGCUGGUCGGGGCCCGUCCCCCGCCCCCGGCACGGCCACCGCGCCGUCGCCAUCAAGGAGCUCAUCGUCGUCUUCGGCGGCGGCAACGAGGGCAUCGUGGACGAGCUGCACGUCUACAACACCGGUGGGCGCGGGGGGGGGGCACAAA